Messenger RNA from Suillus bovinus, 426 nucleotides. RefSeq lists its product as uncharacterized. Bases 140 to 376 code for a protein of 78 amino acids. The record is from RefSeq and is a predicted model, not a curated record. Lineage: Eukaryota; Fungi; Basidiomycota; Agaricomycetes; Boletales; Suillaceae. The transcript has 3 exons.
GUUCGUCCACCGCUAUCGACAGCCCCAAUCAACAUAGUAAGCGAGCCCAUGUAGUUCACGAGCCAUUCUUGCCUCGUUUUCUGCGGGAUUCAUCAAAAGCUUCUGUCAAUCGAACUCGCUGAGGUUAUCAAGUUCAUGGAUGACACUACGCGAACGAUUAUCUGCAACGUCAAGGAUCCUGUACGGGAGGAAGAUAUCAUUGCACUUCUGGACAGCGAGCAUGACACUCGCUUCUUGCACUACAUUUAGAUAUUAUCCUUGCGACAGUCUUACUUUAUCGUUGCCCAUGUACACGAAACAUAUGUUGGAUAUUUGUGCGAAAACUCCUUUUCGCCUGGUGCAGAUCGAUAUAGAAUGGAUUAUCAGAAGAUUGUAAUUAAGUAGGGCCGUAACCUCCGAUUGUCCGAUCUUUCAGUAGUAUUUUUG